Molecule: messenger RNA, 681 nt
Organism: Aspergillus nomiae NRRL 13137
Lineage: Eukaryota; Fungi; Ascomycota; Eurotiomycetes; Eurotiales; Aspergillaceae
Exons: 1
Coding region: 1-681 (226 amino acids)
Source: RefSeq, a predicted model, not a curated record
AUGACUCAGAUGAGGCCAGGUCAAAUAUGUCUGUUAGGCGCUACCGGUCGCACCGGACGAGGUAUACUGCAAAUACUUCUUACGGAGAACUAUCGCGACUGGGCUCUGCAUGUCUAUGUCCGGUCGCGAGCAAAACUUUUGUCGUUCUUCCCGGGCAUAGAAGCUUAUCCAGGGGUGAGAAUAUUUGAAGGAUCUAUCACCGACGUUGAACUUUGGCGACAAUGCUUGUCAGGGGCAGACAUCAUCAUUUCCGCUCUUGGCGAGAACGAGAAUAUCGCCGGGCUACGGUUACUACAAGAUGCAGCAAACACCACGGUCUCCGCGCUGCAAGUUUUGAGUCAAGAGGAUAGCUCCAACUGGCGUCAGCCUCGCCUGAUACUUCUUUCAUCAGAUACAUUGAAUCCUGCAGUCGCUGCCGCCCGUCCACGACUGGUGCACUGGGUAGUUAGCAACGCAUUUUGUUAUGCGUAUAACGACCUUCGCGAAGCACAAGCUGUCUAUGAAGCCCAUCCACAGCUUUUACGGCUGUGUCUUGUACAGCCCCCAGCCCUGAUUGAGGAGGGACCAUCCGGGCAUCUUAUCAGUACGGAGAAGGGCUCUUUGACUGUGUCUUAUGCAGAUCUGGCGGCAGCUUCGUGGAAAUUGCGAUUUCUGAUGGGUACAGAAACUCUAGUGCUGUAA